GGGAGGGACGGAGUUGGGGGAGGCUGGCUUCACGGCUGUCGCACCGCUGUUUGUGCAGGAAGCUCAGCUGAUGGCAGCCGGCUGGCCGAGGGGACGCCCGUGCCGGGAAGAGGCGCGUCGCCCCUGCCGCCUAAGUAGUUGCGGCCUGCAUCCCGGUAAGACCAUGAAUUGUGGCGUUUCUUAAAUGAAGCACUCAGGAAUGAAGUGAAAGUCAUAACGUACAGAAAAUAAAUGAUUUUUACGUUAUGUCUGUUAACUUGACUAUAGGUCUCUAUUAUAUUUACCUCCUUAGUAAUGCGAGAAGUCUUUGUGGGAAGCGGCGGAGCAAGCAGCUGCCUUUCUUGCGCUCGCCUGAACAUUACUGGAGGAGAAGCCACAGCAGCCUACAGAGAGGUUUUCAUACGAGCAAAAUAAGAUGUAAAUGGACCAAAAGUGAAGCUCAUUCUUGCAGUAGGCACUGUUACUCUCCAAGCAGCCAUGGUUUACAUUUUGGAAUUUUGAGACUUAGCACUUCUGCUCCCAAGGGACUUACAAAAGCAAACCUUCGUAUGUCCCGUAUUAAAAAUACUUUGAACUCUGUUUCGAAGGCUGUUUUUGGCAAGCAGAAUGAAAUGAUCUCUCGUUUAGCUCAACUUAAGCCAAGCUCUCGAAUAUUCAGAAAAGUGUCAGAUAGUGGCUGGUUAAAACAGAAAAACAUUAAACAAACCAUCAAAUUUCUGAAAAAAUACAGCAACAAAUCAGCAGAAGAGGGUUCUUUUUCAGCAAAGGAAAGUCACGUUAUGGAGAAAGAAGAUACAGGUAAGCAAAGCCUCUUUCAUUACACGAAUAAUCUAACCACGAAAUUCGGAGAGUCAUUCUACUUUUUAUCAAGUCAUAUUAAUUCAUACUUCAAGCGUGAGGAAAAAAUGUCUGAACAAAAGGAAGAUAAACAUUUCCAGGACAAAUCAGAACUUGAGCUUAAAAAGACUGAAGACGAGAAACCCAGUUCUCCAGAUCCUGGCGUCCUGACUGAUAAGAAUCUGGGCUCAGAAGCUUCUUUAUAUUCUGAGGACAAUGCUGCAAGUCCCAGUGGGACGCCCGAGGUUCUUCCCAUUUCUACUAAACAAAGUAUUGCCAACUUUCUUUCUCGUCCCACUGAAGGUGUACAAGCUUUAGUAGGUGGUUAUAUUGGUGGACUUGUCCCCAAACUAAAGUAUGAUUCAAAGAGUCAGUUAGAAGAGCAGGAAGAGGCGAUGAAAGCUGAGCAGGCCAUCAGCAAAGACAAAAAUGCAGAGGAGAAAAGGCGGUUAUCUCUUCAGCAAGAAAAGAUAAUUGCCAGAGUGAGUAUUGAUAACAGAACCCGGGCAUUAGUUCAAGCGUUAAGAAGAACAACCGACCCAAGGCUCUGCAUUAACAGAGUUGAAGAACUGACGUUCCAUCUUCUAGAAUUUCCUGAAGGAAAAGGAGUGGCUGUCAAGGAAAGAAUUAUUCCAUAUUUACUACGAUUGAGACAAGCUAAGGAUGAAACUCUUCAGGCUGCAGUCAGAGAAAUUUUGGCCUUAAUUGGCUACGUGGAUCCAGUGAAAGGAAGAGGAAUCCGGAUUCUCACAAUUGAUGGUGGAGGAACAAGGGGUGUGGUUGCUCUUCAGACCCUACGAAAAUUAGUUGAACUUACUCAGAAGCCAAUUCAUCAGCUCUUUGAUUACAUUUGCGGUGUAAGCACAGGUGCUAUAUUAGCCUUCAUGUUGGGAUUGUUUCAUAUGCCCCUGGAUGAAUGUGAGGAACUUUAUCGAAAAUUGGGAUCAGAUGUGUUUUCACAAAAUGUCAUUGUUGGAACAGUCAAAAUGAGUUGGAGCCAUGCAUUUUAUGACAGUCAAACAUGGGAAAACAUUCUUAAGGAUAGAAUGGGAUCUUCACUAAUGAUUGAAACAGCAAGAAACCCCAUGUGUCCUAAGGUAGCUGCAGUAAGUACCAUAGUGAACAGAGGGAUCACGCCAAAAGCUUUUGUGUUCAGAAACUAUGGACACUUUCCUGGAGUCAACUCGCACUAUUUGGGAGGCUGUCAGUAUAAACUGUGGCAGGCCAUUAGAGCCUCAUCGGCUGCUCCCGGCUACUUUGCAGAGUAUGUGUUGGGAAAUGAUCUUCAUCAGGAUGGAGGUUUGCUCCUGAAUAACCCUUCAGCGUUAGCAAUACACGAGUGUAAAUGUCUUUGGCCAGACGUCCCACUAGAGUGCAUAGUGUCCUUGGGCACUGGACGUUACGAGAGUGACGUGAGAAACACCGCGACACACACGAGCCUGAAAACCAAACUGUCUAACGUUAUCAACAGUGCUACAGACACAGAAGAAGUCCAUGUAAUGCUUGAUGGUCUGUUACCGCCUGACACCUAUUUUAGAUUUAAUCCUGUUAUUUGUGAAAACAUACCUCUAGAUGAAAGUCGAAAUGAAAAGCUGGAUCAGCUGCAGUUGGAGGGGUUGAAGUACAUAGAAAGAAAUGAAGAAAAAAUGAAAAAACUUGCAAAAAUAUUAAGUCAAGAAAAAACAACUCUGCAGAAAAUUAAUGAUUGGAUAAAACUAAAAACUGACAUGUAUGAAGGCCUUCCGUUCUUUUCAAAAUUGUGAUGAGUGUGUGCAUAUAUAGCCUCCUAACUGAAUGCCUGUUCAGAAGAUCCACAGAAUUCAAUAAGGAAUUGUGGGGUUCAGCGUGACUACCUUUGAAAUGCUUAGAAUUCUGGGGAAUCCUGAAAAGACAGUGUUCGGACCAGCUUGUACAGUACAGAGAGCGUGUGCGUGGUUACAGAAUUCAUCUGGGAAUUAGGUUUUUAUGAUGUUAAUAAUUAACCACCCGUUAGGAAUCUUACUGUGCCAGUUGGUUUUAGUACAUAUUGGUGUUGUAUUGUUUGAUGUUUGAAAAUUUAUUAAUAUAUGUGCCAAACAAGGACUGAAAGCUGUCAUAUUAUACUUGGUAUUUUUACUUCAGUCACCAUAAUCAUGUUAAAUUUAUUUGAUCAUUAAUUUUCUUCCAUGUGGAGAAGCUAAUUUCUUCUUAAAAUAAUUCAUCUCUUUAAACAACACAUAGGUUUUCACUAGCUACAUUCUGCAUUCCAAAUGUUGCCUUCUACUAUUGUCAUAUCAUCUAAACAGAUACAGGAAAAAUGGGAUUCUCUCUAUCAGAGGACUUUUACAUUUGAAAUAUGAAAGAGACAGAUACAGUUUUCUAUUCCACGUGUGUUUAUUUCAACAUUGUUUGGUUCUGAAAGAUAGGUGAAGUUCCAGUCAACCACUUUUUCCCCCUGAAAUUUCAAGAUAAUGCUGUAUGUUAACUUUUCUAGCUCUAGCUUAGCAUUCACUGUUAUGAAAGUAAUUAUUGGAAUUUACUGAGAAAAUGCGCCAUCAUUACAAAAAUAAACUAU
This is a messenger RNA of Mesoplodon densirostris (Blainville's beaked whale), 3391 nucleotides long. RefSeq names its product patatin like phospholipase domain containing 8 (gene PNPLA8). NCBI's taxonomy places the organism in Eukaryota, Metazoa, Chordata, Mammalia, Artiodactyla, Ziphiidae. Bases 246 to 2600 code for a protein of 784 amino acids. Gene Ontology annotation, cellular component: membrane. The transcript has 10 exons. The record is from RefSeq and is a predicted model, not a curated record. Gene Ontology annotation, biological process: arachidonate metabolic process.